UCGGUGUAGCUACCCCUGCACAUCCUUGACAACAACAGCAGAUGUGAUCGUGAGAGUCUGCCGUUAUGGCCGAAGGCUCAGAAGAACAAGGCGACACCAAAAAUCUAGACAAUAUCGCGUCCAAUCAAGCUGGCACUGAGACAGGAGAUGAUGAUGAUACCCUCGAAACAGAAUCGGAGGAGGAUGAAGAGGAAGAGGAGGAAGAGCCCAAGCUAAAAUAUGCUCGAAUGACAAGCCAUCUUGGUCCAGUCUAUAGGAAUGGGGAUGCUACAAGUACUUUUCUGGUUGCUGGCGACAAGAUGGUGAACCUCCAAUAUUUCGGUGACUUAAUUCCUCCAACUAACUGUUUUAUAGUUUAUUGGUACACACAAUGGGAAUAUUGUAUGCUACGAGACCCCGCUUUCCUUGAAGUAAUCUGCUAACAUCCUAUGCAGCAUGUAUUGUUGCUGCCUUCGUUCAAAUCGAUUCGGACUUACCAUGCUCACUCAGCUUCGAUUACGAGCAUAUCCAUAUCCCCCUUCCCUCCUCCGCUACCGACAGCAGUUCCUGAAGCCGUACAGCGCUUCACAUCGCGGGUGCAUCCAGACGUUCCAAUUACACCGCAGAGACCUCCAUCAAUGAUAUCCCAGUCGUCCACAAACACAGCGCGUAGUCCUGGAGCCCCGACACUGUCAAAAACCCCUUCGAACGCAAUCUACAUUGGCACAUCAUCUGUUGAUGGCAAGGUGUGCAUAGCAUCGCUCAUUGAUGUCAAGGAUGUACAACUGAGAGAUUUUGCAAGACCUGUCCAAGCUGUUAGUCUGUCGCCGGAUUAUAAAAAUGAUCGCACAUAUAUAUCAGGAGGGCUAGCAGGAAAUUUAGUGCUUACCGUUGGCGGUAAAGCAGGUACAAGCUCGACGUCUACUACUACUGGAAGUGCAGCGGCUACUGCAAGUGGUUGGUUAGGAACUAUUGGUUUAGGAACACAUACUGGGAAGGAUACUGUGUUACACUCCGGAGAAGGCACAAUCAAUACCAUCAAGUGGUCCCUGUCAGGAAGAUAUGUUGCUUGGAGCAAUGAGCAUGGUAUUAAAAUCAUGAGGUCUCACUUGCAAUUGGACAGUGCGGAUACUGAAUCUGCUUGGAAAAGAAUUGGGCACAUAUCCCGUCCAGAUGGGCAGCAAUGGGAAGAUAUGGCCAGUGUGUGGAAAGCUAGGGUCGAAUGGAUAGACGAGAAGACUCUUGAAACUGAUGAGGAUGACAAAGCUCGCGAAGCAUCAACUGCGUCCCCUGCCACAGCGAAGCUGAGAUUGCAAGCGUCGAGAGAUAAAUUGCGAAUUGAAAAAUUGGUCGUUGGAUGGGGCGGCACAAUCUGGAUGAUUAAUGUGCAUCCUGGUGGAGCGGGGGUUGGAAAACAUGUGGGAGAGCGUUCUGUUGGUAGCGCUGAGAUCAUUAAAAUGUGAGUUGCAAGACUCAACUUACUAUGGCGGUAUUGGGGCUUUCUAACAUUGUUAGGUUACGGAUGGAUUGCAUUAUUUCUGGAUUAUCGUUAUAUACCCCAACUUUACUUGUUGUGCUUGCAUAUGUUAUGCCUGAUGAAGAAGAUGAGGAAUUUGUUACACCAAAAGGGCACAAAUCCCAGUCAUCAACGACGUCAACGGGUAGCGGUCCGAGCGGUGGAAUACGGCGUCGACAAAACGCACUAUCGCCAGAACUUCGUCUUAUUGACUUGGGAACAUCCCAAGAGGUGGAUACUGAUGGAUUAACAGUCAGCCGUUACGAGAGACUCUCGGCUGGUGACUAUCAUUUAUGCGUGUUGCCUGCCGCUCGAGACGAGCCGGUUGUUCAAACAUCUCGCGGAACCCUGGAAGCCCUUACUGGAAUGGGCAGUGGUAUGUGGAAUGCUACGAUUAAUGCAACAUCACUGCUUAGUUCUAGUGCAAGUGUGAUCAGCAAUGGAAGUACAGGCGAUGGUGAUUCAAAACAUACGUCAGUUAGAUCAAGACUCGCCCAGUACAAUCGUACUACUGCUGCUCACCCGCACAUCACCACGCCAGGGAUGAAAAUUUUCAUACAAAGUCCAUACGACUGUAUUUUGGCAACGAAACGAGAUCUCUCGGACCAUCUUGGGUGGCUGUUGGAGCACGAAAAGCACCAAGAAGCCUGGGAGUUAAUUGAUGAACAUCCUGAAGUGAUUUCAUCCUCUCCCGAGAAGCUCUCUGAAAUUGGGCCAGCAACUCCCGAUCGAACGCACUCAAGUAGUGAUGACUUCUACGAUUACGAAAGCACGACCAUCGAAUCUGCAAGUCGCUUGAUUAACUCGUCCGUGGAAAAGGAGAAGCGCAGAAUUGGUGAACUUUGGAUUCAAUCCUUGAUUGAGAACGAUGACUGGACUGCUGCAGGCAGAAUUUGUGGCAAGGUCCUGGGUACAUCGGAUCGUUGGGAACAUUGGGUCUGGGCAUUUGCUGGAAAAGACAAGUUUGAUGAAAUUACCAACUUUAUACCUACGGCACAAAUCACGCCACCACUGCCAUCGACAAUCUACGAAGUCGUGCUGGGACAUUAUAUUACCCAUAACUUACCAAGGGUAAGGGAGUUGCUCGACCAAUGGUCACCCGACUUAUUUGAUAUAAAAGCUGUAGCCACAGCUCUAGAAAACCAGCUCAAAUACCGGGACGUCCGCCAAGAUAGCGUAGAAGAUGGUGAAAUCGGUAGGGAUUGGCGGAUUGUCAUGGAAUGCUUAGGGAAGCUUUAUGUGGCUGAUGGACGGCCUCGCGAGGCUCUGAAAUGUUACAUCAAGCUCCAAGAUGCCGAUUCUGCCAUGCUUCUUAUUAAACAAUAUCGUUUAGUGGACGCAAUUGCAGAUGAUAUCCCUGCCCUCAUCAUGCUACGCGUUUCGAAGGACCAGAAGCGACAUGCCUCUAUCUCAGAACUAAAAGAAGCUACGUCUGAAGCUAUACAACUACUUGUUGAUGAGGCUCAUCAUGGUCUCGUUCGACCCCAAAUUGUCGUGGGUCAGCUAGAGGAAAUGCCGUUGUAUCUCUUCUUCUAUGUCAGCUCGCUCUGGAAAGGUGAUGGCAUAGAUGAACUUCCAAGCGAGAACCGCGAUCGAUUAUUAGCAGAAAGUAGAUCGCUCGUAGAUGGUCUUGCUGAUUUAGCUGUACACCUCUUCGCGACAUAUGAUCGCGCGCUACUUAUGGAGUUUCUUAAGUCGUCCACCUUCUAUACUUUCGAAAAGGUUUGUAUAGCUUCAUCGUUUUAUCUAACUAAGCUUACAAAUAUCUAGGCAACACUUGAAUGUGAAAAUCACUCAUUUAUCCCUGAACUCGUGUAUCUCUACUCCAAGACUGGUCAAACAAAACGUGCUCUUUAUCUCAUCAUUGAUCGUUUGGCAGAUGUUUCACAAGCAAUAUCAUUUGCCAAAUCUCAGAACGAUGCAGACCUUUGGGAUGAUCUUCUCGAGUACUCUAUGGAUAAGCCUAGAUUUAUCCGUGGAUUAUUGGAAGAAGUUGGGACGGCAAUUGAUCCAAUUCGUCUAGUUCGAAAAAUCCCCGAAGGUCUAGAGAUCGAGGGCCUGAGAGAAGGUCUCAGUAGAAUGAUUAAAGAAUAUGAAAUCCAAGAAAGUAUAAGCCAAGGAGUCGCAAGAGUACUACGAGGCGAAGUAGCAAUGGCGCAAAACACUCUCCGAGCCGGCCAACGUCGCGGCGUCAAAUUCGAUGUCACCCAACAGGAACCCGAAGCAGACGGUGAAACCCAACGUCCAGAAAGACAAUCUUAUAAACACAAACCCGUACAUUGCAUAAGUUGCAAGAACGCCUUCGUAGAAGGCGAAAUGGAGACCCUGGUCGGCUUUGCAUGCGGUCACGUAUGGCACCUAUCGCACCUCCUAAACUACGGUAAGAACGAAGACCAGAUUCGUCAAUCGGCUGAUGCGGAGAGACAUCCUACGUAUGAUGGAUUUGACGAUGGGGAUGACGAGCGUAGAUAUACGAAUGUGCAUAGUAUUGGGACAAAGGUGACGCGAGCGAGGUUAUUGAAGGAUAGGAUUAGAGGUGGCUGUCCGGUUUGUAAAGAAAAGGGUCAUGAUGUGUAUGCUUGAUGCAGAUACGUAUGCGCAUGCAUAUGUGCAUGUGCAUGUGCAUGGACUCACUUGGGUGGUAGCAUAUGGAGCGAUGGGAUGCAUGGCUUGGAGUAAGGCAUUACGGAUAUGAAAUUUAGAAUAUAAUAAUACCUAUACUCAUUGGAAGAUUAUUCCCUUGAUUGUUUUUG
Sclerotinia trifoliorum is the source of this 4248-nucleotide messenger RNA. NCBI's taxonomy places the organism in Eukaryota, Fungi, Ascomycota, Leotiomycetes, Helotiales, Sclerotiniaceae. The record is from the annotation of a GenBank genome assembly.